CGAGGUCGAGGUCGAGGUCGACGGGACGGUCGCUCGAGGAGACUCGCGUGCCGUAGGCUUUGACUCAGGUGGCCGGUUCAGCCUCGAUCUCCGGCCACGAGUCGUCCGCGUCGAUAAUCGGUAGACGUGUGCGAGCGGCGUCUCGAGGAAAACUCGGAAGCGAGAUUCCGUCGACAACGAGGGGUACAAAAAAAGAAGAGAGGUUCCGGGGGAGAAAGAGCGACCGAGUAAGAGAGAGAGAAUUUUUGUUCCGCUCUCCACUCCGCAACGCGCGCUCUGCUACUGACGGAAGAGCAAGAGAGAAGGAGCGAGCUCGAGCAAGAUAGACGAGGCUCGAGGAUGGUGCUGAGUUUAAGGAGCGCACCGGCCGACGGACCUCGUCGAGUGUUUUAAGUACACUGGCGGAAGUGAGGAGGACGGGCCCCGCUCGGAAGUAUACAAGACACUAUAGACUGCGGAAACCCAUCGUUUCACCCAUGCCAGCAAUCGAGAGUGACGAGUCUCUCACGACACCUCUCUGCCACCCCGCAGAGUCGAUCUUACAUUGCUGGCAACCAUUGUUAUCGCUCGUUUCACUGGAAUAACACAGGCCAGUCAGGAGCUAUGGAGGGCAUGGCUUCUGGAGCCUCUUCAUUGGAUAGUGCUGGAAGUAGUGAUGGAGCACUCAAUGUUGAAAGGGAUAGUGGAGGAUGUGACAGCAUUGGAAGUCCAGUUGGUGGUCCUGAAUGUCGAAGUGACUAUGAUGAUUUGCAAGCACAAUAUCAACUACUUAGACAUAAGCACUCUGAUACUAUUAGACGAUGCGAGCAUACCAUGAAGGAGCUGGAGUACUAUCGUAGCCAACACAUAGCAGCUAUGAAUCAGCCGGAUUCAACAUCAGUCCAGGAGUCCUCAGCCCUGCGCGGCAAAUACAGUGAUCUUGUGAACGACAAGCAGCGCCUAGAUCGCGAGGUGCAGGCACUGCAGAAGGAACUAACGGAACUCCGGUGUCAGAAUAAAGAGGUUCUCGUAAGUGACCCAAGUGGUAAUGCUACCGAUGCCAUGAAUCAACAUUACCUAUCAGCACUGAGAAAAUACGACGCGAUGAAGGACGAGUAUGACUCCUUAAGAAAGAGGUACGACGAUCUCAUAUCGUCGCACUCAUCAGCUGUUAACAAGCUGGAACUGGCUCAGGAGGAAGCGGCACGUUUGAAGAAGCAGUACGAGGACGUUGUUCAGGAGCGCAAUAGCACAGUACGGGAGCGCAACGGUCUUAAGCAACAGUGCACAGCGGCGAUUCGCCAAUGGGACAUUGCGCUACGGGAGCGAAACGAAUACCGCGAGGCCUUGGCUAAGGUGUCGCAGCAGCAUGAGGAAGCUGUUAAGGAGAUUAAUCAGGCGAUGGUGGGCCGAAUGAAGGCGAGCAAGGAAAUCAAAAGGCUGACAGAGGAGCGAAACGCCGCGCUGCACGAGUACAGCCUCAUAAUGAGCGAGAGAGACACUGUUCACCAAGAAAUGGAGACGCUGGGCAACGACUUGAGCCAGGCUUACGCUAAAGUCACGCAUCUUGAGAACGAGAAUAAGCAAUUGGUCGAGGAGAAAAAAACCUUAUCUUAUCAGAUAGAGACCUUGCGACGGGAAAUAUCAUCAGCUCUGCACGAUCGUGACGAGGCCCUUAAAGAGUCCAAUGAAUUACGACAAAAGUUUGGAGACUACUCCGAGGCUACGAGCCGCGAUCGAAAAAAUCGCUUGGAAUUGCACUCGUACAACACGGAGCGCGAUGUGGCGAAUAAGGAAGCCGAAAAGGAGACGAACCCGAGAGACUACGCCAAGCGUGAGAAGGAGCGUAUGGACAAUCUCGAUCAGGCGAACGUCGAGCUCGAUAAGUUGCGCAAAUUCGUCGAUACAUUGCAGGCUGACCUCGAGGAGGCUGUGCAGGAAGCCGAAGUAUCGAAACGACGCCGCGAUUGGGCAUUCAGUGAACGCGAUAAGAUCGUACUGGAGCGUGAAAGUAUUAGAACUCUAUGUGAUAGGCUACGCAAAGAGCGUGAUCGUGCAGUCUCCGACCUCGCCAAUGCGCUCCGCGACUCGGAUGACAUAAAGAGGCAACGUAACGAGGCUUCCAAAGAGUUGAAGGACCUUAAGGAAAAGAUUGAGUCGGGUGAUCAUAACCUGCGCACUAGUCAAUACGGCCAGAGUGUGCACGAUUCGGAUAACGAAUGGGAUGCCGUGACCGUGCAUCUGGACCUCGGUAGGUUGGGCCUCGAGUCGGAACGCGACCUUGGCCUCAUGCUCGUAGGUGGCCGAGACAAUCCGUACUAUCCGGAUGACACAAGCGUUUACGUGGCUCAAGUGGCGCCCGGGAGUGUAAUCGAGAACAAGCUCAGGGUAAACGACUGCAUACUGAGGGUCAAUAACGUUGACUGCUCGGCCGUAUCGACACGCAUGAUCAUGGAUGCACUGAGGUCGUGCAAUGCCGGAUCCGCGACUCUUACCAUCAGGAGACGAAGGCUGGGCCGAAGGUCCUUGAGAACGACACAGCUGCCAGUUGGAUCUGUGUCCCAUGGGAUCACGCUGGAAAUUGGUAUUUACAUUGGCAAGAUAUCGCCGGGCAGUCUGGCUGCUAAAGAUGGCUAUCUAGCAGUUGGCGAUAGAGUUUUAAACAUUAACAGUAAAGCAAUGGAAGGAGUAACUUCAGCUCACGAGGCGAUGGCAAUUCUAAACGAUACAUCGACUGACGUCCUUACAAUAACGACGCUCAAGGGCAUACCCUUGACAGCAGCAUCUAGCGCCGAGGCGAUGCCAAUAGACGGCAGCUUCAGCUCGGAAAAGCAGAAAAUGGUGAACAGCUGCUCGCAAACUGAGCAAGAGCGCAUGAUGUUGAAGACGACGUCAGAGGACUAUGAUCGUCGCUAUAUCGCCUCAAAUUUCGGCGAACGCAGCGUCUACAAGAUAUCAAAGUCAAUGAGCAACGACAAGCCCAGUGGCAUAAGUAACGCUUGGGACAACUUCCGCGAGAAAAUCGAUAUUGUCAGGGGUCGUAGACACAGCAAGGACCGCGAGGAAAAGAAAAAGAGACAUCGAAACUCGAGCCCUAAUACUUUUGAACAAGAGCAGGAUGCUAUUGCCAAGCUCGAUUCCGUCAUUGAAAGCUACCACAAGAAAGCUAAUAACAGCAAUAAUGGAGUGCUGAAGCGAAGCAAACGUCGAGGAAUCGGUGCGAACGGCAGUGGCGGCGGAGCGACCAGUGGAUUGAACAGCGCAAAUGGCUCUGAGAAAUCCUCCGCUGAUAAAAAUGGAGGUACGUGGCCGAAAGUGCGCAUAGGGCCCCUCAUUCAAAACGGCACCGGCACCAUCCUGCAUCCAAGAAAGACCAAGGAGCGACUGCCCCUCAGCAUGCUUCUCAAUAAUCCACCAAAAUACGAGAGCACGUACAAUUACAAUCGCAUCUCAAAUCCCAUACCCUUGGCAAACCUAAGCGGCGGAGUUGGCGGCAUAAGCAGCAACAGGCACACGGUCUACAAGGCGGUUGAGAGUCCCUCGCCGAGUUUCAUCAAGUCCGCGCAGCUGCACAGUCAAAAGUCCUUCGUGCCCUCGGCGGUGCAAUUCAAGGACAUCGGCCUCGACAAAACCGGUGAGGGAAAUCUCGGCUCGGUGCUCACGCCUUCCGAGACGAGCAUCGACUUCUCUAUCAAGUCCAGCCGCGACGUCGAUUACUACACGAAAAGCAAGCGCACGACCACGAGCAGCGCGAACGCUGCCGUUAGCACCAAGUACACGCCCCUCGGCCACGACGGCAAUAGUCAAGUAGACUCGCUGACCCAUAAUCGCGUUCAUUCGCAGCUCUACGCCUCGGCCUCCUCGUCCUCCGGUGGCGGCAGCGGCGUUGUGCCGCGUCUCGUCGGACCUGGUAAUUUUUCCUUCCCACCCUACGCGCACCCCCACCCCCACCAUCCGCACCAGCAGCCCAUCAGCAUAAGUACCAACUCGCGUUACCCAUCACCACCGUCCCUCCCGAGUGCCCAGUCAGGUGAGUCCAUAGGCCUUCCGGACGCGCGCUCCUUCUGUUUCGAGCCACCAUACAGUCCCCAGCCCCAGGCCAACUUCGGCCACCUGCACACUCCGUCGAUCGAUCUGCACUACCACAAGCCUCGCGCCCAUCCCACCAUGAGCUCCUACGACGUGCCGCCCUACGUGUCCCAUGGCUCGGCGACCGGUGGCUACGAGGGCGGCACCUUCCCAAGAAAGAAGGAGAAUCAGCGCUUCAGGAUACCGUCAAAUCCGAGCGUCACCUCGAAAAGCAGCAUCGGUAAGCUCUCCUCCGGCAGCAUCGAAAAGACCUCGGAGCGUGGCAGUCCCAUGCCUUCCUUUCACGUGGAGAUCCUGAGCCCGGGAACCGGUAGCGGAGCCAGUGGCAGCGGUGCGAGGACAACCGGUAGUAAGAGGUCGAGCAUGCCCGAUUAUUGUUACGCGAGGCCAGCGCACGGCCAAGUCAGGCGAAUUCACAUCGAAAAGAGUCAGGAGCCACUGGGGAUACAGAUAUCGUGCCUUGAAAGCGGUGGAGUCUUCGUCUCGUCGGUGACAGAGCACAGCCUCGCGUCGCAAAUUGGCCUGCAGAUUGGUGACCAGCUGCUGGAUGUUUGUGGAAUCAAUAUGAGAACGUGUGACUCGUACCAAGUGGCGGCCAACAUUCUGAGACAAUGCGGUAACUCGUUCACGAUGCUUGUGCAGUACAGUCCCGACAAGUACAGUGAACUGGAAGGAUCGGGAUCUUCGAGUGAUUCGGAAGGCAACGGUGAUAAGGAAGCAAGUCAUAGUGGCUCGUCCACGCCCUGCAACAGCCCCGAAGCUUCGCGUAAGAGCGCGAUCGAGCCAAUAGAGCCUUCGGAGCCGGAGCGCGAUCAGUCCAGUUUGUCGACCAUCAGGACGCCGAAGGAGCGUGAGCGAGAGCGUGAUCUCCGUACUUCGGCAUCCAUUGAGGUGAGAACGACGCAGGACCGUGAGCGUGAUAUUCGUAAUUCAGCCUCGCUGGAUAUUAACAUACGGAAGCCAGAGCUUCGCACAAGCCUCACCCUCGAUGGUAUUCGCAAUAGUCUUGGAGGCACUGGUACGCUAACCCGAGCCCAGAUCAACCAAACCGCCACUACGCUACAGCGACAGAACGCCACCGUGCGAAGUCCGGCGCAAGACGACCAAAGCCGCAACAAUAAGACACCGCCACUGAGCGAGCCACGUUACCUCUUUAUCGAGACGAGGAAAUGCUCGAACCUUGGCAUAUCACUCGUCGGAGGCAAUGGUGUCGGUAUUUUCGUUCACUCGGUCCAGUUGGGCUGCCUCGCGGAAGAGGCCGGCCUCCACAUGGGCGAUCGUAUCCUCGAGUACAACGGCGUCGAUCUGAGGCAGGCCACCGCCGAACGGGCAGCCCUCGAGCUCGCCCGACCCGCCGACAAGGUCACCCUUAUCGCACAGUACAUACCCGAGCGAUACAACGAGGUGAAGGAUAAGCCUGGUGACAGCUUCUACGUGAAGGCGAUGUUCGAUCGGGUUGGCGAUGUGGGAGAUAGCCUGCAGCUCAAGUUCAACAAGGACGACAUUCUUUAUGUCGAUAAUACGAUGUUCAACGGGACGCCAGGACAUUGGCGGGCUUGGGUCGUCGAUCAGACUGGCAGAAGGCAAACUUGUGGUAUUAUUCCGAGUAAAUUUAAGGUCGAGGAAGAGCUGCUUUUACGAAGGUCACUCGGUGAUUUAGAAACAGAUGCUGGAAGGCGCGGAACGACAAGCGCGAGACGAAGUUUCUUUAGGCGAAAAAAACAUCAACGUUCAUCGAGUAGAGAUAGUAAGGAUUUGUCGCAACUUACGAGUGUCAAUAUGGGCUGGUACAGUGAUAGUGGAACAUUGAACGAAGAGAAUCUUCCAUUAAGCUACCAACGCGUUGAAAGACUUGACUAUCCAGCUUUAAGACCAGUUUUAAUAAUUGGCCCACUAAACGAGUGCGUAGCAACCAAGCUGCUGCAGGAAUUCCCUGGACAAUUUACAAGGUGCUUACCUGAGGCGAUGCAUUGUUCGCAAGCCACAUUGGAGCAAGGCUUGCGAGACUCGCAGUACGUGGAUUAUCGUAAGAAGGGCAGUUACUUUGAGUGCACGACGGUACAAGCUGUGAAAGAAAUCUGUGAAAAGAAUUCCCAUUGCAUUUUGGAUAUAUCAAUAGCAUCACUCGAGCGAUUACAUAGGCAUCAAAUAUAUCCCAUAGUAUUACUAAUCAAAUUUAAAAGCACAAAGCAAAUAAAGGAGGUGAAAGACUCGCGAUAUCCUAGCGAUAAAGUCAGCGCAAAGGCAGCGAAAGAAAUGUACGAGCACGCUUUGAAACUCGAGGCCGAAUACAGACAUUUCAUAAAUGUGGUCAUUCCAGCUGGAGUGAACAUAGCGUACAUCUGCACACAAGUAAAAGCUUCUGUGGAUGAUGAGCAGAGCAAGGCGUUAUGGGUUCCUCGGGGUCUUCCUUGACAUUCAAGGGGGGGUCCCCAUAAACCGCAAUGGAAAUCAAUUUAAAAUCCAUCAGGGGGCCCUUACGUCACUUAAAACAACAGAAUUCAUUGAAAUUGUGUAUUUAUGGUUUCAUUCUUAUUUUCUGCUAAACGAGGUGGGAAGAAUUUUUUUGUCUUUUCAAUUGUUUUGUCUGUUGAACCAUUGUUUUCCGAACCGCGUUCACUCAAUACUUAAGGUAUUCCUUUGCUUUAGCCAAUUUUUUUAUAACAACAUAUAUUUUCAUCCCUCCCUGUCUUCCAUAG
This is a messenger RNA of Ceratosolen solmsi marchali, 6767 nucleotides long. RefSeq names its product MAGUK family member discs large 5 (gene Dlg5). Gene Ontology annotation, cellular component: plasma membrane. The transcript is spliced from 17 exons. Gene Ontology annotation, biological process: negative regulation of hippo signaling. Gene Ontology annotation, molecular function: protein binding. The record is from RefSeq and is a predicted model, not a curated record. NCBI's taxonomy places the organism in Eukaryota, Metazoa, Arthropoda, Insecta, Hymenoptera, Agaonidae. Bases 604 to 6483 code for a protein of 1959 amino acids.